UCUAAUCCACCAGCUCCUCGCCCUUACUGCCCGCAGCCUCGGUGCCCCGGCAGCCAGACCGCGCGCCCUACCCGCCACCAGCCGGUGCCCACUCGCCCUCACCCAUGGGGAACAGCAGAAGCGGGGCGCUGUCCAAGGAGAUCCUAGAGGAGCUUCAGGGGAACACCAAGUUCACAGAGGAGGAGCUGGCCACCUGGUACCAGUCGUUUCUGAAGGAGUGCCCCAACGGCCGCAUCAGCCGGCAGCAGUUCGAGAGCAUCUACUCCAAGUUCUUCCCAGACUCGGACCCCAAGGCCUACGCGCAGCACGUGUUCCGAAGUUUUGACGCCAACAAUGAUGGCACCCUGGACUUCAAGGAGUAUGUCAUCGCCCUGCACAUGACCACCGCGGGCAAGACCAACCAGAAGCUGGAGUGGGCCUUCUCCCUGUACGACGUGGACGGCAACGGGGCCAUCAGCAAGAAUGAAGUGCUGGAGAUCGUCAUGGCUAUUUUCAAAAUGAUCAACCCCGAAGAUGUGAAGCACCUUCCAGAUGAUGAAAACACACCAGAGAAGCGAGCAGAGAAGAUCUGGACAUUCUUUGGAAAGAAAGAUGAUGAUAAACUUUCAGAAGAGGAGUUCAUUGAGGGGACCCUGGCCAAUAAGGAAAUUCUGCGACUGAUUCAGUUUGAGCCUCAAAAAGUAAAGGAGAGGAUAAAAGAAAAGAGGCAGUGAUGCCAUCCGCUCAGCCCUGCCCUCCUCUCAUUGCCCACCUCGACACCUCUGAGUGUGCGCACACACCCUCCCACACAUAUACGUGUGCACACACACGCACGCAUGCACACCCAAGGCCGAGGCAGAGGCCUUCAGACCUCCAGCCGGGCUGCAGCACCGUCAGCUGUCCAGCAGCCCCUUCUCCUCCUGUCUUCCCUCCUCCUUCCCCGCCUGCAGUGGCCGCGUGAUAAUCCCACGAUUAAGUGACAGGACUCCCGAAUGCUAGCCCUGCCUAAGCUCCUUUGUGAAUUGCUGAGUAAGUGGAUUCCAAUAAAUUCCAGAGGAACUGGA
This is a messenger RNA of Cavia porcellus (domestic guinea pig), 1043 nucleotides long. It is a transcript of the gene Rcvrn, whose product is annotated as recoverin. The transcript has 3 exons. Bases 105 to 713 code for a protein of 202 amino acids. The record is from RefSeq and is a predicted model, not a curated record. Gene Ontology annotation, molecular function: calcium ion binding. NCBI's taxonomy places the organism in Eukaryota, Metazoa, Chordata, Mammalia, Rodentia, Caviidae.